Messenger RNA from Cladocopium goreaui, 2294 nucleotides. NCBI's taxonomy places the organism in Eukaryota, Dinophyceae, Suessiales, Symbiodiniaceae. The record is from the annotation of a GenBank genome assembly.
AUGGGUGGUGAAGCCUCGAAGGGGCAGCGCUUACCGUUUCCCAGCCAAUGGAAAGGGAGUCUGGAAGAUGCGUUGAAGGUGGUCAAUGAGCAGAUUCUGCCCCUCAGCACCGAAAACUUCGCAUCUGUCGAGGCUCCAAUGGUUCAGCUGUCUCCGGAGAUUUGGCAUUUCGAAGACUUCUUGGACCAUGCAGAAGAAUCGCUAGAACGAUAUCCGCAACUUGGAAAGCGGAUCGACAAGAUGGUUCCCAAAGUUCUUCUGGAACCAGAAUUUUGGCGACUGUUUUUUUGCCACCUCUAUCGCGGACUGCAUGCGAGCCCCCAGGAGCUGACUACAGAACUGCUGGAAGAGGAAUCUGACAAGACCUCCAAUGCCAUCAUAUCUUGCUUUCGAGAUUCAGCCACCUUCAAGGUCCUGGCGCAAAGCGAGACGGAAGCCAUUCUGCAGCGCGACGCGGAGGAUGCAGAGAAGCUGGCUGCAGGCAUUGCAAAGGCUGUUGCCAAGGGUGUUUUGGAAGCGAAUCCCCCAGUCGAAGCCACUUUUAAAGUGGAUGUGCUGGGCAAAAGUGCGGAUGCAGUGGCUGAGGGCAUUAUUGAUAGACUCGGUAAGGCCCCUGCAAGUGGAUGUAUCCUUGUUCUAACUGGCUUGAGUGGGACUGGCAAAGGAACUACAGUUUCCAAACUUCAAGCAAGCUUGCCCAAUGCGGCAAGUUGGUCAAAUGGCAAUGUUUUCAGGGCUCUCACCUUGCUUGCAGUGACGCAUUGUGAACAAUCGAACCUUGAGUUCAAGGGAGAAGUGCUCACCCCGGACUUGUUGCAAAAGUUCAUUUCAUGCCUUGAGUUCAGUAAGUUCAAUGGUCGCUUUGACAUCCGAAUAUGUGGGCUCGGUUAUGAUUUACUGGUGUCAGAAGUGGCAAACACUGUCCUGAAGGAACCACGGGUGAGCAAGAACAUUCCAACAGUAGCUGAGAUGACACAAGGGGAGGUGGUGUGUUUUGCUGCAAAGGCGGCUGAACUGAUGCGAGCUGAUGGCAUGAACGUGUUGAUGGAAGGCCGUUCGCAGACGUUGGACUACAUUCGAACCCCGCACCGGUUUGAGCUGACCUUGCCAGAACCUAUCAUUAUUGGCAUGAGACGUGCCGCCCAGCGCAUGAUGGGCAGUGCGUUGCAAGCCAUUCGGUCUGCAUCCCCAUCACAGCGCAAACGUGCAGAUAUUAAGGAGUCACUUAACCUAGCCCUUGCCCAGAUGCUUGUUUCAAGCAUCCCUCAGGAAUCCUUUGGUUACUCAAGUCCUUUGACUGCCACAACCUUGCAAAAUGGGGAUGACUCCGCUAGCAAUGCCAUCAUCUCAAGCUUUUCGUCAGAUUCCCAUUUCCUCGUAUUCUCCCAGAAGGAAACGGAAGCCAUUCUGCAGCGCGACGCGGAGGAUGCAGAGAAGCUGGCUGCAGGCAUUGCAAAGGCUGUUGCCAAGGGUGUUUUGGAAGCGAAUCCCCCAGUGGAAGCCACUUUUAAAGUGGAUGUGCUGGGCAAAAGUGCGGAUGCAGUGGCUGAGGGCAUUAUUGAUAGACUCGGUAAGGCCCCUGCAAGUGGAUGUAUCCUUGUUCUAACUGGCUUGAGUGGGACUGGCAAAGGAACUACAGUUUCCAAACUUCAAGCAAGCUUGCCCAAUGCGGCAAGUUGGUCAAAUGGCAAUGUUUUCAGGGCUCUCACCUUGCUUGCAGUGACGCAUUGUGAACAAUCGAACCUUGAGUUCAAGGGAGAAGUGCUCACCCCGGACUUGUUGCAAAAGUUCAUUUCAUGCCUUGAGUUCAGUAAGUUCAAUGGUCGCUUUGACAUCCGAAUAUGUGGGCUCGGUUAUGAUUUACUGGUGUCAGAAGUGGCAAACACUGUCCUGAAGGAACCACGGGUGAGCAAGAACAUUCCAACAGUAGCUGAGAUGACACAAGGGGAGGUGGUGUGUUUUGCUGCAAAGGCGGCUGAACUGAUGCGAGCUGAUGGCAUGAACGUGUUGAUGGAAGGCCGUUCGCAGACGUUGGACUACAUUCGAACCCCGCACCGGUUUGAGCUGACCUUGCCAGAACCUAUCAUCAUUGGCAUGAGACGUGCCGCCCAGCGCAUGAUGGGCAGUGCAUUAGAAGGCUUGAAGCGAAAUCCCCAAACAGAUGCCUAUCAUGCAUUGAGAGAUGCAUUGUUUCGAAUGCUUUAUCCCUCUGAAGGGAUAUGACCUAGCUUUGCACACACUCGUGAAGCUGGCAAAAAAUGCAACGCUUCUGCACAUCCGAGUGGUGUAAGAAA